UUCAAUAUGGCGUCCAAUAAUCAGUUCACCGAUGGGAAUACGGUUCUAAUAUAAUCAUAGUUUAUGUUGUGUAUGCAUGUGAAAUAAUAACUACACCGAUGGAAACUGUUCCUAAAGACUUACGAGGAUUAAGAGCUUGUUUGGUGUGCUCUUUGAUUAAGACGUUCGAUCAAUUUGAAUUCGACGGUUGCGAUAAUUGCGAUGAAUUCUUGCGAAUGAAAAAUAAUAAGGACAAUGUUUUCGACUGUACAAGCUCCAAUUUUGACGGUAUGAUCGCCGCAAUGAGUCCCGAGGACAGUUGGGUUAGCAAAUGGCAAAGAAUAAAUCGAUUUUGCAAGGGUGUAUACGCGAUAUCGGUAUCGGGACGAUUACCAGCAGGCGUUAUAAGAGAGAUGAAAAGCAGAGGAAUAGUAUAUAGACCACGCGAUACAAGUCAACGAUAAUUUUGAACUUGUAAAUAUCAGUAUCAAAUAUGAUUGUUACCUGAACAUAUGUUCGUGUGAGUAUAGAAAGACGGAUGCCGCAUCACUGGUAAAUGACUGUUUACGCAAUUAAGCCAUAAAUUAGCACAAGUAACGUGAUAAUUGUUUUCAUUAUAUACUAUUCUGCCACUAGUAAUGACUGUUAAACAAAGUGAACAACAAACGGCUUCUCCUUGAUGCAAAGGCCAAGCUGGUAGUUCCGUAACAAUCUGGAAUGUUUUAUAAAAAAAAUUGUAAAUGGAAUUGUUAAGAAUGUCUUAACAAAAUUUAUGAACGUACAAUCGUGUCAUCUUUUUUUUAUAAAAAUGCAAGAAUUAUUUUAUAAUAAGAAUUUAGGUUAAUAAGAUAUGUAUAAUGUGUUGCACAAUACUAUUAUUUCUCACCGGUA
Hylaeus volcanicus is the source of this 870-nucleotide messenger RNA. It is a transcript of the gene spt4, whose product is annotated as transcription elongation factor SPT4. Gene Ontology annotation, molecular function: RNA polymerase II complex binding; zinc ion binding. Lineage: Eukaryota; Metazoa; Arthropoda; Insecta; Hymenoptera; Colletidae. Gene Ontology annotation, cellular component: DSIF complex; nucleus. The coding region runs from base 99 to 443 and encodes 114 amino acids. The transcript has 5 exons. Gene Ontology annotation, biological process: regulation of transcription elongation by RNA polymerase II; chromatin organization; mRNA processing. The record is from RefSeq and is a predicted model, not a curated record.